AAUCAUAAUAAUGGAAAUUAAAACGGUGUCAAACAAUAUCAAACUUCUUCUUGAGAGAAGAAUUAAUCCCACUAUAAUUCAAAAAUAUACCAUCCAUAGAGUAAUAAAUGCCACAUCGUAUUACAGGUGUAGACAAAGGAGUUGCUUAGGACGGGGUAUUUUACAAUCAGGUAGGUUCACAGAGAUGCAGGAUCAUACCAUAGAACAGUGUAAAUCACAUAUUGGCAAUAUGUUUACUCCAUGUCAACCCUUAGUAACACAGAACAUGCAACCUGUUAAUGCCAUAUCAAGUAAUGUAUGUGCCCCAUCUCAACUCUCUGUAGCAAACUACUAUAACUAG
This is a messenger RNA of Gordionus sp. m RMFG-2023, 340 nucleotides long. RefSeq lists its product as uncharacterized. The coding region runs from base 11 to 340 and encodes 109 amino acids. The record is from RefSeq and is a predicted model, not a curated record. Lineage: Eukaryota; Metazoa; Nematomorpha; Gordioida; Chordodea; Parachordodidae. The transcript has 4 exons.